UCUCCUGUCACAACUGCCAGAAGAUGAAUCUCCCCGACAAUGUCAACGUUGACUCGAAUGAGACGUCUCAGAAAGCUGUCGUCUCUUUCUCUUGCAAUGAUGGCUACACACUGAGUGGGCCCAGCAGUAUGCUGUGCACCAGUUCUGGAGUCUGGAAUAACACUCAUGUCCAAGUUGUGUUGCUGAUGCCAACAGCAAAGGUUCAUUGAAUGUGGGAGCAGUUGCUGGUGGGGCAGCUGGAGCACUGGUGGUG
This is a messenger RNA of Geodia barretti, 253 nucleotides long. The record is from the annotation of a GenBank genome assembly. NCBI's taxonomy places the organism in Eukaryota, Metazoa, Porifera, Demospongiae, Tetractinellida, Geodiidae.